AGUUCAAGAAUUUAAAUAGAUUUCAAUGAUUAUUGAUUCGUAAACACCUAAUACCGUGAACGGUCUAUAUCAAGUUAAUACCUACUGAAUUCACCACAAGUUGUCAAUAAAGGUUCUUCAAUCAUCGCUAUGGCCUAAGAAAUUGUGAAACCGCGUAUUUUCAUUGUGGUGUAUAAGAUUUUAAUUUCACAAAACUGAAACAAAAUGAGGAAUGGUUUACAAAACAACACUUUAAAACGAUUGAGUACAAUUUCGCGAUAAAGGGCACGUGUCGUGUGUUUUCCUGCACGUGAAAAUUCAAAAUGGCGACGACGGAUACGGACAGUGUCCACGAUCACAUGACCAAUCUUCGACUGAAGAUGGUCCAACAGAAAAUACAAAAUGAGAAAGACAGGCUUGCAAACAGACCUCCAUCAGAAGAGAGUACUAAUGAUGAUCUUGAACGGCAGGCAAGAUUACAGCAGGCAAUGCUUCGGAGACAGGAACUACUUGACAAGAUACGGCGUGAACAACUUCUGAACGAAGACGGCAGGAGGCCGGCGUCAGACAGAUCCCGACGACGUUACACGCCCUCUCCUCUGCCAGUACCUCCUUCUCGACGCUCACUACCCGACUUUGCCAGAUAUAACAACUACUAUAACUACAAUCACCAGCCUGACACCUUUAGAUCCAAGCCUGAUAUGUCCCAAGUGAAACAUGUAAUAGAACACAAGAUAGCCACACCACGAGGAAGACCACAAUACCCGUUACCUCCGAUAAACCUCCCACCGGGACCCCCACCCCCGCCGAUAAUCAUCCCUGCACCUGCCCCUCAAAUCAUGCAGCAGCCGGCACCACAGUAUAUACAGACUGCACCCCAGCAUAUCAUCCAGCAGGUGCCAAACCCCAUAAUACAGGACCUGACCCCCCAACAGAACAGGGGCAUGUUCAACAAAGCUGAAAUGGGGGACAUGAUGAUGAUGCAGAAUGCACAGCUUCACCAGUUGGUCAUGCAGAAAAUGAUGCUUGGUGACCUUACAGGUCACAAAGGCCAAGGUCAUGGUCAUGGUCAAGGUCACCACCAGUGCCACACCUCUUGCUCUUCCAGCCACAAUCACCAUGGUUCCCAUGGUCAUGGCCAUGAAUGCUGCUCCCCUGCCCCUGCACCAAGAGCUAGUGGCAAUGUGCACCAUCAUCACUACACCUCACCACCGCCAAGUCAGCCAGCAGUACACCACUACACUACCAUGCCUACCAUGGAUAUACGAGGGGGCUACCCAUUACGCGGUGAGUUUGGAGGAUACGGCAUGCAAGUGAUUAUAAUGUCCCGCGCUGGUGAGCGCCAUCAAGUGCUCACGCCGGCUCUGGAGGGCAGUAAAAGUAUCGUACCACAGAACGCACGAAUUCCGCUAUCAUUUUACACCCCUGCACCAGGAAAGAACCGAAUGUACGGAUCACCGCUCCCUUAUUACCCCGCCCUCCCACCUGUUGGUGGGUAUGGGGUUCCAUAUGGUGGGUAUGGGUACAGCCCGCAGAUGAUUCCAUCAGAUAGGAUGGCCAUGCCUCGACCACGCCCUUUCUACCAGGGACCCCAGUCUCUUAUGCCUUGGUGGGGCGGACACUCAAUGCAAGGACAAUACUACCCGGGCCCAAUGCGUCAAGUUAUUCCUGUUCCAAUUCGCAUCCCGAGAAAAGUACCUCCACCUCAGCCUGUAAUAGUCCACCAACCUCCACCACCGCCAAAGAAAACGGUAAAGUCUUCCGAGAAAAAACCUUCAUCUGGCACUGUGUGCCGGUCAGGGAGGGGGUUUUGGCACGCGGCAGUAGCAGCUUGGUUUAUAGCUCACCUUAGAAAGAACCUGACCAAUCGGCCUAGCAGUAUGUUCCUGUUCGGAAUUAUUCUCAAGGAAAUUGUAGCGGCUUUGCAUAGAAUAUACCUAAAUCCCAAUGGGAAUAUAUACCCGGUGCUCAAUGAUGUAAUAGGCCCAAACUGUUACGACCUUGCGGAGCUGAUUCACGGGGGUCGGGGAUUGGGCGGGAAGGAGGAGAGUGUGCUUAUACAAGAGCUACAGUAUGUCCUUGAAAACCUCGUCUACCAUAUCACAGAAAUCAUGCCUAGUACUGGUGUGUUGGGCACCCAUCGGAAAUCAGCAGUGUUUGAGCUGAUUCGGAGCGGAAAGCGUUUCCCUGAUGGCUAUUUCUGGCAGGUAGAGAUGGAUCGACUACAGUUCACAGACCAGGGUCGCACCGUUAAUGUCGGGGACACGGAGGGAUUCCUGUUAAUGCUGGGAAUAUUUAUAUCACGCAGUCUUGUCACAACUAUCCUUAUGAAACCAAUGGACUAUGGUCUCUCCAACUCCCCAUUGUCAGAAGUAGCGGAGAGGAACCUUCGAGUUGUCGCCACUACACUACUUUACCUGGUCCGCCGCAUCUCUAUAGCACGGGGACACGGUAUCAUGCCCGUGCCAACAGAGAUAGCGGAAUACCUCUACACGGACGAGGAGAUGGACUACAUUUACAGCAAGUUGGCACGCACCUUCAACUACAGCGAAGGUCUAUUGCGGGAAUGGGGGACCGAGUAUACACGACGUCUUCGUGGAAGCUCUAUGCAGACAUAGCAUAGCUAAUUAACGAUGUGGGAAUAUGUUGAGGACAAAAAGCAAAACCCUUCUAAAUGACAUUCAAAAAGAAGGGGAUAAACCCUUUUCACUUCUAUCCCUGGAUUUUUAACGCAUGAAAAUAAUAUGUUUGUCUCAGGUUUUAUUUCCCCCAAAAUAGGGUUAAUAAGUUGAAAAAUCUUUAAAUUAGGCAAAAACAAUAAAUUUCAUGCUUAAAAAACCCCUAUACAAUUAGUAUUAGCAUCACUGGUAUCGUUAAAAAUCCCAACACACUUCAUUUAUAAAUUUUAAAAGAAAAAAAAAGCAAAUGAUAAAAAUUAUUUCUAAAAGCAAUAAAAAGAUAUAGGGUAGAAACAAACAUUAUUUUUUAUGCCUUAAGAGUUCUUGCUAUUGCAGUUUUUAAAUCGUAUGAAGGAAUUGAAUUUGCAAAUAAUUAUGGUUGUUGAUCUGAGUAAUAAAUGUGUCUAACAGAUCUAUUAGGUGAAUUUGAUCCUUGAAAAUUGUUACACACGAAAACAACAUGACUGCUAAUGUCAAUAAAAAAACCUAGACUAUUGUAAAUGCAUGCUAGUGCUAGACUUGGUCACAUGAAAAUCAUGUGAUCAUGGAAAAUUUAAUAAAUAAUAAAAUUUCCUUUACUAAAAAUCUUAAUUUUACGAUUCGAUUUUAAAUCGGAUUUUAAGAAUCGGAUCAUUUAACAGGUUCCAAAAAUUAGUUUUUGCUAUUUUCAUGUUACAGAUUGGCACCAAAAAAAGUUUUUUUCUGUACCGAAUCUCAGGACAAUUAUCUAUUAGAAUGUGUUACGCUUUGAUAUCAUAAUUGUAAAAAAAAGUACCAAAAUGUAAAAAAAAAAAAAAAUGUGUCGGAAACGGGGUUCAUACCUGUGUUGCCAAAAUUGUAGUCCAGCGUCGUACUCACUGCUCUACAAAGGCUUGUUCUAAUCGGGUGACAUAAUUAAGCUAUACACCUGCCUUGGUAAUAUCACGUGAUAACACCGACUAGCCAAUCAUGCAUAAGGAAUGAAUUCUACCUGGUAGACAUACCCAGUAAUCUUUUUUAAUGGAAAAAUACGAAAUAACUGUGAAACUUAAAUGAAUUGUAAACUAUGUGGUACUUCAGUUAGUAAGUUUCAAUGCAUUGUACACAUCGAUGCCAAGUUUAUGUCAGUUUUCGACAAUUUCUUUUUUUUUCGCUAUUUUAUCAUACCUGAGACAGCCCAUUUAAAAUAAUUAGAUCUUGGAUCUAUGACACAAAUUUUGUGUACAAUUGUAAUUAUUUAUUUUAAAAAUAAUUAUAUAUCCAACUUGGGUGCCUGAAAUGUUUGUGUAUGUUCAAAAUUGGUGCUUAUUUGAGUGUACUUUUUGCUUUUAUGAAAUAACACUGUAUGAAAUCAUAAUUAUGGAAAAGAUAUAGAGAAUAACUGUUUGUUAGAGUGUAAGAUUGUAAUAUAUUUCACCGAGUGAGCACCAAGUUAUAUUUCACAAGUGGAACAGCCAUGAGUGUAAUGUUCACUUUUUGUGUUUACAGGGUGAAAUAUAUUGCAAUCUUACACUGAAAUAAAUAUCUUUUUUUUUUAUUAUAUGCAUAAAAAGGAUAUUAAAUUACAUAUUUUCAGAAAAGUGCGCCAAAUUGUAAACGAACGUAACAUCAUUUUUUGAAAUGACACUUUAGAAUGUGUCCAAGCCCUGUAUGCACUGAAAUACGAUUUGGAACUAAGAACAGCUUAAAUUUCAAAAUAGUGAAAAAAAUAUCAAAUUGAUAUUUUUACCAUUUAAAACAGUUAAAUAUCAAUUUUAUUUCACUGAUAAAUCUCUGUAAACCACGGAAAGCUUAUAAACUAUAACAAUUUAUGAUUUCAACUUUUAGUACAUGAAAAAUAUCUGAUAGUGUUCAUUCUAGUUGUAGAUGCAUUGUCUACUUUCUAUUUAAAAGCUUCCAUUUUUGCGAUUCCAACUCAUUAUUUCAGUUAUAUACAUGUAUGAGGGGAAGUUGUAAAUUUCCCGGGCCAACACCCUGAUUUUAUUACCGUUUUUUAUACAAAUAUUUGCAGGUACAUAAAGGAUGGAUACACAAUUCAACAGAAAGAACUUAAAUUUAUUUAUUUUUUAUAAUUAUAUUUUGACAAAGGCUGCAGUCCUGGAACUUAACGACUGACCCUCAUAUAAUAAAUCAUGGUUUGGAUUUUUUUUAUUUACUUCAGUGUGAUAAAAUAGCAGUCUGUGAUAAGUGGUUUUAUUGAGCUUGUCAAUGGUCUAGAACAUUUGCAUGUAUGUAGAAUAACAAAGGAAAUUGUUUACACUUCUCACAUUUGAAUUCAGCAUUUAAAAUAAGCUUUCUAUCAUUAUAGGAUGUAAAUAUGUGCUAGUGCAUUUUAGAUAUUAAAAUAGAAAUGAUUUCUAUGUUAAUUUAUAUUGAUUAUUAACCUAUCUAAGAUUAUUCAUAUGUAUUACAUUUUUGAUAAACACCAUUAUGACACGAUACAUUAAAGGGAGGUAAGGAAAGAAAAAUUUACAAUGAUUAUAUAGCAAUUUUAUUUUUUUGUUAAUUAAAUAAUAUAAUGUGUAUUCAGUGAAAAUAUUAUUAUUCAAACUUAACAUUCUGUAACUUUAAAAUGAAACUUUUCUAAUAGCAUUUUUUUUAUUUACUUUUUUACGGCCUAUUUGGACAUUUUUGAACAUUCCAUGAGCUAAUUUUAAAAUAGAAAUUUUUGCAUGAUUUUAAAACAAGAUUGUCAUUGGCAAUUGGUCAGAAUUGCUGACCGGCUAGAUGCCAAGGAAAUGCUUCAGCUAUUUACAUUCUUACCGUAGAAACAUUUAGGUAUCACCUCAUUAUAUAUCUAGAUGUAUAGAAGGUCUGUCACGUCAUGCCUCGUGAUUGAAAAAUGUCAUGUAGCUCCAAAAGAAGUUCAUUGCAUUCAUAAAACUUGUAACAAAUCCUGUGUCAAUGGAGCAUUGAAGGAUAUUCAUUCCUCAAAUCUGUGAUAACUCUAGUUUACAUGGCUGUGUAUGUUGUACAAUAAAUGUUCAUUUUGUGUAGACGUUUCAUUUAUUUAUUAUUGCAUUCUACAUGUAUAAAACAUUUAACAUC
Messenger RNA from Mya arenaria, 5684 nucleotides. RefSeq names its product putative RNA exonuclease pqe-1. Lineage: Eukaryota; Metazoa; Mollusca; Bivalvia; Myida; Myidae. The coding region runs from base 303 to 2597 and encodes 764 amino acids. The record is from RefSeq and is a predicted model, not a curated record. The transcript has 18 exons.